AUGUCCACCACCACUACCACCACUUCAAGCACCACAACCGUUAAUUCUCUAAUGAUGAACAGAAAUUCCAAUUGCUCGCCAGCCUCCUCAUCCUCCUCAACCAUUCCAAAGGGAUUAUUUGAGGAAAUGAAUAGCAUGGAAGAAUUUACCACUCCAAACUUGAUCAUUUCCACUACUCCUACAAGUAGUACUACUAACAUGCAGCAAGGUAAUAAAAACAUAUCUGGCAAUUUGAUGAGGAAUUCUCUUCCUCCCCCACCACCACCAAUGAUUAUGAAUAUGUUCAAUCAGGGAUUUCAGUAUAAUACGAGUGUGAAUGGUUCCUCUACAACAUUGAUAUCUCCAUUUACAAGCAUGCCACCUCCAAAGUUUGCAAAUAUGCAACAGAAAGCAAACCAAUCCACUACUGUGAGCAAGACAAGUUCAGUUUCCAAUAAUUGUAUUUCUGCAUCAUCAACAAUAGCACCAAAGGGUCCUUGUUGGGGAAGAUUGAGACUUGUUGGUGAAGCAUGUAGUGAUGCUCCACCUGAAUUUCUCCUUUCUGACACCAAAAUUAAUAUUGGAAGAGGUUUGAACAGCCAUGUCAAGAUUGUGUCGAAUACUUUAUCAAAAUUUGUUUCAAGAAACCAUGCAGAUAUUGUCAAGAUGAAUGAUUACACCUUUUUGAUUUCAGAUUUGGGAAGCACCAAUGGAACUUUAUUGAAUGGUAAAAAGAUUGGCAAGGAUACUGAUUUGAAACAUGGUGAUUUGAUAAUUAUUACGGGAGGAGUGAAAGCUUUGGUUGGAGAUUAUAUAAUUCUUGAGAAUGGAAAGAGAAGAAGUGAUUUCUCAACUGAGCAAGAAUGGAAAUGUGCCCUGAUUGGAAAUGUCAAGAAUGCAUUCAUGUACAAAUUUGAAAUGCUCCAAAAUCAAUUCAUUCCAAAAAACUUGAACCCAACCAAAUCAGCAAUUAAUCUCAAGGUUGAUGAAGAGUUUACAGAGCCACCAGUUGUAGUCACUCCAAAAUCUACCCAACCACAGCCAUUAACCGGCAAGAGGGUGAGAGAAGAGAAAGAAGAAUCAGUUGACUUUGAAUCAGGUUCAAAGAAGCUGAAGGAAGAAAAGUUCAACAAAUUCGCUCAAGAUUGUUGUAAUGAAUUCAGCUGCACAAUUUGUUGUAAUUUAAUGUAUGAACCAACUGUCUUGGAAUGUGGGCACAACUUUUGCAGAAAAUGUCUGCAUGAUUGGUUGGCCAAGAAUAAGUCCUGUCCUUUGUGCAGAAAGAAGUUGAGCCAAUCUUCAGCUCCAAACAGAGCCGUUGAAACUUUACUGAAAAUCUAUGUUGAAAAUUGUGCUCCAGAGGAAGAUGUCAAAGACUACGAAGAAAGGAUCAAGGCAAUCAAAAUUAAAGAUGAUGAAAACUUUGCAAAACUUGCAACUCUAGUUGAAAAUGCCAAGAUUAAGAAGAUUAAAUUCUUGGACAUUACAGUCAGAUGGAAAUUGGAAGAGAAGAGAACUUUCAAGACUGGAGUGAAGCAGUAUUUUGGAAAGUGCAGAGACGAAUUUUGUAAAUUAGUGGGAAUCACAGAGAAUUAUGUCAUUAAUUGCAAUAAUGAACAAUUACUGAUUGCCUGCGAGAAUUUAGAACUUCCAGUUGCCUACAUGAUUGUUGGGCAAGAAAUCAAGACAAUGAGAAGAGUCAUUGACUUUGAUCAAACAAGACAGAAUCUUGUAACCUUUUGGAAUGCCAAGGAUAAUAUCUUAUAA
This is a messenger RNA of Naegleria gruberi, 1746 nucleotides long. RefSeq lists its product as uncharacterized. The record is from RefSeq and is a predicted model, not a curated record. Gene Ontology annotation, biological process: protein ubiquitination. Lineage: Eukaryota; Heterolobosea; Eutetramitea; Acrasida; Naegleriidae. The transcript has a single exon. Gene Ontology annotation, molecular function: protein binding; ubiquitin-protein transferase activity. The coding region runs from base 1 to 1746 and encodes 581 amino acids.